Molecule: messenger RNA, 1570 nt
Organism: Drosophila montana
Lineage: Eukaryota; Metazoa; Arthropoda; Insecta; Diptera; Drosophilidae
Product: UPF0585 protein CG18661
Exons: 2
Coding region: 119-808 (229 amino acids)
Source: RefSeq, a predicted model, not a curated record
UUCACAUGCAGCAAUCGUGCCUUAUUAACAAUCACGAGUUGCGCCAGCCCUGGUCGAUUAAUUGCGAGUCACCUCACUAGAAUCUGAACUAAAUAAUGUAAGUGAAGCUCGCAGCAAUAUGAGUUUCACACGACCUCUUAAACGUUUAUUGCAUGUGUCAACGCUUUGCAGCGCUAGAAAGCGUACACAUCCAUCGGCAGAUCGCAAUUCGCAGCCGAUAUCGGAGGCCCUGCUCUUGCAGGUGGAUAAGAAAACACCCAACUUGCGGCUGCUCGAGAUUGCGUCUGGUUCGGGUCAGCACGCUGGGUUUUUGGCGCCUUUGCUACCCAAUAUAAGUUUUCAAACUUCGGAAUAUUCCCGCCAGGAUUUCGACUCCAUUAACGCAUAUGCCGCGGACUGCGUCACGGGAAACAUUUGUCCGCCGCUCUUUGUUGACAUUUCGCAGGAGUUGCAUCUAUGGGAUGCGGACACAGUGAAGCAGGCGAAGCCUGCCAGCUACGAUUACAUGCUGAACUGCAACAUGAUGCACAUUAGCCCAUGGGCCUGCUCCGAGGGCCUGUUUCGUGCUGCCGGCCAGCUGCUAAAGGCUGGCGGCAAACUGUUCACCUAUGGACCCUAUGCCCAGGAUGGCCAGUUGACGCCCAAAAGCAAUGUAGACUUUGAUGCGGAUUUAAGGCGUCGCAACGCAUCUUGGGGCAUCAGGGAUAUCAGGGAUCUGAAGCAGUUGGCGGCUGUUAAUGGUUUGCAGUUGGACCGAGUGACCGAUAUGCCGUCCAACAAUAAAUUCCUGACCUGGCUUAAACUGUAAGCAAAUGCAAACUCUUAAUUAUGCAACAGAUCAGUCUAGUACAGAGCAGAAGUACCAGAUUCCUGUUCUUGUCCCUCUUAUUUGAAUGCUUCCAAGCUGUGCAUCGAUAUGCAAAUCUCUCGUUUAGAUUUUUGAUUAAUUCGGCACGCCGAAGGUCAAAUAUCAUUGCAGUCCCUUAACGUAAACAAAACCCUUUUAAACAAAUCUUUUAUUUCCGACUGAGAUACAUAUAUCAAGCAUGUAUUCUAUUAGUUCGACUUGAUGCAGCUGGGUUAGAAUAAUACUGAAGCUCGUAAUUGCUGAGUUUAAGAUAAUAAUUUUUAAAAGACAAAAAAGUUCUUUGCAAAAACACCCAAUCGACGACCGAUCGUUCCUUCGGCAUCCCGAAGAUAGCCAUUCUUUGGUGUUUUUGAACAUAUCGGACAUUAUAAAAGCUAGAGAGAUCAAUGCUUGCAGCUUUUCGUGAAACAUAUUUAUUUCCGUACUUGUACGUGCAUUAGAAAUUUUGUGUAAUCUCAAAAAAUGAAAAUAGAGUGAGCCAUUUCAGAAGCAGGCUAAUUUACUCUGCUCAUUAAAUACGAUAAUCCAUUACUGGCUUCAAUAGUUAACGAGAUCAUACGAACAGACGGAUGAACAUGGAGAUAUAUACGAAACCAUUUUAUCCGUUUGUAAUGGAUGAAGAGCAUCAGAAACAUAUUUUCUAUAGUGGUACAAAAACUGCUUCUUGAAUGCAUAAAAUAAAAUUUGUAAUUAAUAUAUUAA